AUGGCCAUCAGGUCUCUCGCCUUCAACGAGCUGUAUGGGAGCAUACCAAGCACUCUCACCAAGCUUACACAGCUCACAUACUUCGACCUCUCCCACAACUACCUCACAGGACCUGCAGUCACGCCUCUUGCUGCACGCACCCUGGAUCUCUCCAGCAACUUCCUCUCGGGCACCCUGCCCGACUGGGCGUGCCAGCCUCUCUCUUUUGAUGCCAACUGCUUCACCCUGCCACUUGGCUGUGCCUUGGUACCGCAGUGGCAGGAGGCAGCAUGCAAUGCAUUCUGUGGCGUCUCCUCUGCUGCUGGUGCUGCUGCUGCGUGUGGUGGACAUGGGGUGUGCUAUCCAGAGGGAGCUAGCUUGGCACCCACAUGUCUGUGCGACGCGGAAUUUGUGCAAUUUGGAAAGAUCGGCUGUGUUGCUCUAGGCCAGAAUAAGAAUUACUCAAGCAGCCAGCCGGUUCUCCCGCCAGCAUCUGUGCUCACCAAGGGGACGCAGCGCGAGACAGGGGGGAACUUCACUGCAGCGCCGGUGACGCUGUUUGUGUACGAGGCAGGGCAGACGGUGUUGGGGUGUGGGCUGCAGCUCGCCUUCCACGCCAACUUCACCUUCUCCCUCUCGCCUCGAUCUGGGCGCGUGGGCUUCAAUGGCUUUGCAUUUGUCGUCUCUGCGACGGACCAAGUGGGGAGUGGUGCAGGUGUGGGGUAUGGUGGAAUGGAUAAGCGGAGCAUGGCGGUUGAGUUUGACACUUUGCAGAACAAGAAGCACGGCGACCUGAGCAGCCAGCAUGUAGGGCUGAACAUUCGAGGCGAGGACAAGUCAGUAGCUGCUGUGAGGUCCCCCUUCCCUCUGAGCAACAGGAAGGCGUACACGGCGUGGGUGGACUAUGAGCCGGGGGACCCCGGCACCAUCCAGGUUUUCCUGGCUGACUCGCAGGAGAAGCCGCAGGAGGCACUGCUGGAGAGGAGGCUGGCGCUGUGUGAGGUGCUGCAGGGUGCAGCCGAACGGCCUGCCUUCUUCUUUGGCUUCGUGGCGUCCACCACUGUGAAGCCGUUUCAGCGGCACGUCAUUCUUGAAUCCACCGUGGACACAGGUAAGAAGAGUGUGCUGGCAGGGCAAUGA
Messenger RNA from Closterium sp. Yama58-4, 1119 nucleotides. NCBI's taxonomy places the organism in Eukaryota, Viridiplantae, Streptophyta, Zygnematophyceae, Desmidiales, Closteriaceae. The record is from the annotation of a GenBank genome assembly.